This is a messenger RNA of Drosophila bipectinata, 2374 nucleotides long. It is a transcript of the gene Smyd4-4, whose product is annotated as SET and MYND domain containing, class 4, member 4. Gene Ontology annotation, molecular function: protein binding. The record is from RefSeq and is a predicted model, not a curated record. Lineage: Eukaryota; Metazoa; Arthropoda; Insecta; Diptera; Drosophilidae.
UUAUCGGAAAAAAUGCCAUCUCUUCGAACUCUAGCGGAGAUUGGCCAGGAAAUAUAAAUAACAUUUUAAUCGCUCUGCAGAUAUUUGGAAUUGCGCGGACCCGAAAUUAUCUGUGAAAUCACAAAUUACCGGCUAGCAAGUGAGCCAGCCACCAAAUUCGCGGCAGCGGCAGAGGGGCAAACAAACCGAUUUUGCGGCUGAAAAAAACAGGCGGCGGCGUCGACACGCGGAAGGAUCCGUCCGGAGCAAUCUGCAAGGUCGGAACUAAACUGACACCUUACACUGGGGCAAUAGGAACUCAAUAUGGACGUGUACGACGUGAGCGACGAUCUGGUCAAAAAGCUGAAUGACUGGAAAUUAAUCAGCAUCAUCUCCGGCAAGUUUAACGAGCUGAAGGAGAACUAUUCGAAGGUUAACUUUGUGGAGCAUGCGCUAAUUGACUUUAAGUACAUGGAAAAGAUCUUCCUGAACGUAACGCUGCGGGAGGACAAGUGCAAUAAGCGCAGUGUGGAGUUCAGGAUGCUUGGCAACGAGCAAUUCUCUCUCAAGAAUCGAAAAUAUUUUCAGGCCCUGGAGCUGUACAAUAAAAGCAUAUGCUAUGCCGAACCCAAUUCAGAGCACCUGUCCAUAGGCUACGCCAACCGGUCUGCGGUUCUGUUUGAAUGGAAACGCUAUAGGGAGUGCUUGGCCAACAUCGAGCUAGCCCGGAAGGCCAACUAUCCGGCAAGACUGAGCCACAAGCUGGACAAACGCGAACGGGACUGCCAACAACUGCUGGAACAACAACCGCCAGACGUGGUUCCCAUUGAGUUCAAGAUGAACUUCGAAGCGCACGCCCAGGUGCCGUACAUCGCCGACUGCCUGGAACUGCGAGAGUCCGCCGACGAAGGCCGGUUUAUAGUAACCAAUCGCGACUUGGUCGUCGGUGAUCUAGUAGCGGUGGAACAGCCUUUUUGCUCCACAUUACUUACGCCCAUGCGGUAUAUCCGCUGCGCCACUUGCAAACGGGAGAACUACCUGACCCUCAUCCCCUGCGACAGUUGCUGCUCCGUGAUGUUCUGCUCGGAAGACUGUAAACAACAGGCAAUGUCUACGUUUCAUCGCUUUGAAUGCCCGAUAAUUGAUUUUCUGCACCGAAUGUUCAACAAGAUCCACGGCAUCGCGCUCCGGACCACGCUUGCUGCCCUGGACCUCUAUCCGACCAUCGAAGAGCUGAUGGCCUUCUGUGAACAACCGGAGAACCAGCACAAAUGCGCCUUCGACCUUGACUAUGGGCAGCUAACGCGGCAGGAGCAGUACCGGGCCAUCCACGGGCUGGUGACCAACCAACAUCUACGCUCCGUCUCUGAUCUCUUCCAGCGUUCCGUGGUUUGUGCCAUAAUGAAGCACUUCAUCAUCGAAUAUACGCCGCUCAAGGACCAUUUAGGGGGCGAAGACGGCCGAAAUUUCUUCACGGAUCUGCUGUUCCGACACCUGCAGACGUCUCCCUCGAAUAUGUUCGGAAUCGAUCUGGUGGAGCAGGUUAAUGAGACAAAGGACGACCAAACGCAUUCUUCUGGGGCUUAUGCCUUCCUCUCCCUUAUCAACCACUCGUGUGCGCCCAACACUCUGCGAAUAUAUGAAGGGACCAAGGCAUACCUGUUCGUUUUGCGGCCGAUAAAAGCGGGCAAAGUUCUCUACGACAAUUAUGGCGCACACUUUGCCAUCUUUAACAAGCAGCAGCGACAGGACACUCUCUCCAUGCAAUAUAGAUUCGACUGCAAGUGCGAGGGAUGCGAAUUGGACUACCCGACGUUUCUCCAAAUGUCGCACAAGGCGUCAGUACCUUUGGUAACGGACGAUCCGGACAUGAAGUCGUUGGGUGCUUACAAUUAUGAUUUUGCGGUUAGCAACUACCGGAAGUAUUGUGACUUCCUUACGAAAUACGGCGAUGCAUAUCCGUGCAAGCAGAUCAGCUCAGCGGAGGAGUGCCUCAAGAUGGCCCUGCAUAUCAUGGUGGACGCAGUGCCGUUGAAGGCGAAGAUGUAAUCGGAACCUGCCCACCAUCACAACUAACACACCGCCGCCACCACCACGGACGAACUUUUCCUUUGCUGACAGCUAGAGCGUAUUAAGCAAGAGACACACAAUUAAGGAGAGUAAUUGAUAACUAUUAAUGUUGUUGCCAUAAGUUUUGUAGCAUAGGCAGCAUGCACUAAUUUUUUAUAUUUGUAAUUGUACAUUUCGACCCCUGGUUCUAUUUUACCCUGCACCAUAUUCCCCUCUCUGCCCCCCAUAUUUCACAAGUCGCAAGCUCAAAAUUCUAACGUUGAUUUAUUUUUUGAUCACAACAAUGUCUUCGAUGAAAACAAAACAAAAAAAGAAACGAGAACUA